Messenger RNA from Ictalurus punctatus (channel catfish), 2264 nucleotides. RefSeq names its product intraflagellar transport 27 homolog (Chlamydomonas) (gene ift27). Gene Ontology annotation, cellular component: Golgi apparatus. Gene Ontology annotation, molecular function: GTPase activity; GTP binding. Lineage: Eukaryota; Metazoa; Chordata; Actinopteri; Siluriformes; Ictaluridae. Bases 154 to 714 code for a protein of 186 amino acids. The record is from RefSeq and is a predicted model, not a curated record. The transcript has 7 exons.
GUGUGCAGCUUCACUAGUCGGGAAGAAGGAAAAGAAAACAACUUGGCGCAAACCUCUUCGGAAUUCAGACUUAAGAAUAAACAUACUGUUAUAAUUAAAACUGAUAUAAAUUGACGCUUUAUUACGAAUUUUUGCAUUAAAGACAUUUGCGCCAUGGUGAAGUUACGAGCCAGGUGUAUUGUUGUCGGAGAUGCAGCAGUAGGGAAGAGCGCCCUGUCUCAUAUGUUCUGCAGCGAUGGUUCUCACUUCCAGAAGAACUACAGCAUGACUGCUGGUGUGGAACUACUGGUGAAGUCAGUGAACAUUCCAGAGACCAGUGACAGUGUGGAGCUGUAUAUCUUUGACUCUGCAGGACGGGAAACUUUUGUGGAGGCAUGUGAGAAAAUGUGGGGGCAGCCAUCAGUGGUGUGUGUGGUGUUUGAGAUCAGCAGCCUGGACUCGUUCAACAGUUGCAGCCGCUGGCUAGAGAGAGUCCGAGCUCAGUGCAAUGGACUGCAGUUACUAGGUGUGUUAGUGGGGAAUAAGUCGGACCUGGCAUCGAGGAGAGAGGUGGAAACAACCGUGGCGCAGGAGUGGGCACAGGAACAAGGUCUCCAGUACCUUGAGACCUCUGCUAAGGAGAUGGAGAGCUGUGAUGCCCCCUUUCUGAGUUUAGCCCAGGCCUUUUAUGCUCUAUAUCAGGACAGGAGGCAGAUGAUCCAGAGGCUCGGUUAGGAUUCCACAGAGACGGACAAACUCUGAUGUUUAUAGCUCAUGUGUACAUAUUUAUUUAUUCAAUCAUGACAGCUUAACUUAAUAAUCCAACAGUGCAGCAGUUCCUCACUGUAUCCUACAAGGUUCAGUGUUGGGGCGUCUUCUUUAUAACGCACUGUUACAUGGCCAAAUGUUUGUGGACAUCUGACCAUCACAGCCAUAUGUGGGCCUUCACCAAACCACAAAGUUGGACGCACACAAUUGUAUAGAAUGUCUUUUGUAUGCUGUAGAAUUACAAUUUCCCUAAAAUUAAGGGGUCCAAGCAUGACAGUGCCUCUGUACACAAAGCGAGCUCCAUGAAGACAUGUUGCCAAGGUUGGAGUGGAAGAACUCCAGUAGCCUGCACAGAGCCCUGACUUCAAACCCACUGAACACCUUUGGGAUGAAUUGGAAUGCCAACGUGCCCCAGGCCUCCUCAAUGCCUGGCCUCACGAAUACUCUUCUGGCUGAAUGGGCAAAAUCCCAACAGCCACGCCCCAAACUCUAGUGGAAAACCUUCCUAGAAGGGUGUAGGAUAUUAUAAUAGCAAAGGAAGGAGGGGUAAAUCUGGAACAGUACAUAUCGGUGUGAUGGUCAAGUCUCCACAACUAGUAGCCAUAUAGUGUAUCUACUCAGUUUCCCUCUCCAUUAUUUGUCCAAUAUCAUUUAAACUUCUAUGGCGAUGAUUCACCAGUUUAUCUCAGCAUGAAACCUUCUGCUCCUCUCCCUCCUCCUGCUUUAAUCAGCUGCCUACAGGAAAGCAAAUGCUGGAUGACUUCAAACUUUCUCCUGAACUGAACUAUGACAAAACAGAGAUGGCAUUCUCGAAACUCCUUAUUGUAACCCCUGUUCAAAAUCAUCUCAAAAACACUCCCUUUUCAGUCACGUAUAAAUUCUGCAAUAAAAUCUUCACAAUAUUGCCUGUCUCUGGUCCAGUCUAAGCUUUCAGGAUCUACAAAGGUGUUUAUCACAUCUAAUCUUGAUUACUGGAGCUAACAUUUUUUCCUCUUAUAUCCCUUAACAAACAGUAUAGGGGUAUCGCAAUGUGUCCAAUUACUCAACUUAAUUGGCUUCCAGUCACAGUCCAGAUCAACUUCAAGUUCCUUAUUAUUAAAUUUAAAGCACUCCCUGAACUAGACCUUUCCUACCUUUCUGAACCCCUAUACAGCAACCCACUCAGAUCUAGAUCAAGAUUCCUUAUACAAAAGUCUCCAGAGUUGGUGACGGAACCUUUAGUGUCACUGGCUUGAAACUCUGACUUCACAAACCUCAUUCAAAACAAACCUCAACAAAUACAUGUUUAGUUUGGUGCUUUCUCUCCCACACACAAGUCUCAGUGUCUUAAGCAUCCUCUCUUGCCUUUCAUUUUGAUGGAUUUGUUGAUGCAAGAUUAUUAUUUUUAAAAUGUUAUUAUUACUGCAUAUUAAUUGCUUUGGUUUAUUUUAUAUGUUCACUCUUUUUUGUUUUAAAUAUACCGUGAUUUGAUACCUUGAAUGUGAAAGGUUUUAAAUAAACAACAACAUUCGGUUUGA